This is a messenger RNA of Etheostoma spectabile (orangethroat darter), 2711 nucleotides long. RefSeq names its product eosinophil peroxidase-like. The record is from RefSeq and is a predicted model, not a curated record. Gene Ontology annotation, molecular function: peroxidase activity; heme binding. NCBI's taxonomy places the organism in Eukaryota, Metazoa, Chordata, Actinopteri, Perciformes, Percidae. Gene Ontology annotation, biological process: response to oxidative stress.
UUUCCUGCUAAACCACAUGCCCAUCAAUCAGAUCAAAGAGGUAGGGAGUUUCCUCCUCAUUCCAAAAACUAUAUAAACCGACAACUAUAUGUUCUAUAAUUCACUGACUCCUCACUGCAGCUGAAGGUUCAUUGUGGGACUUCUAAGACAUCACAGAGAUGAAGUGGGUUUUGUGCCUGCUAUCUGCAGGUCUUUUCCUGUGUUUGCAAAACCAUGUGAAUGCCGAACAACGUUUGAGCAGGAGUGUCAUUGAAAAAGCUGUGCUUGAAGCCAAGGCAACGGUGGACUCAGCUUAUGAGUACUCCAGAAGAGUGAGCCUUGAUCGUGUGAGGAGGAACACAGCAAAUCCGUCAGACAUCCUGAGGCUGAUGAAGCAGCCUGUUGGGCCGACCCGUACCGCUGUGCGUUCUGCUGACUACAUGAUUAAUGCUGUUAGACUGAUUAAGAGAUCUUUGGAAAGACGGGAAAAACGCUCCAUAAAUGCCACAGAUCUGAUCUCUGAUGGGGAUUUGAAGGUCAUUGCUGAUCUGACGGGCUGCUCUGCCCAAAUCCGUCUUCCUUCCUGCAGGACAACUCCCAAUUUGGACAGGUUUCGCACUGGAAGCAGCAACUGCAACCACAAAGCAAACAGCCGCUUAGGAGCCUCCAACACACCUUUGGCCCGCUGGCUCCCUGCUGAGUACCAGGAUGCAGUCUCUCUGCCUAAAGGCUGGGACCUCAAGCAAAGAGUCAACAAUUUUCUACUUCCUUUGGUAAGGGAAGUGUCCAACAGAAUUCUGAGCACAGCAAACGCUGAUGUGGAGAGUGAUCCAACCUACACUCACAUGGUGACAUUCUUCGCCCAGUGGACUGACCAUGACCUUUCCCUUACUCCUCAAUCUCCUACCAUCCGCUCGUUCAGUAAUGGCAUUGACUGUAACCAGGGCUGUGAACGCACGGAGCCCUGCUUUCCCAUUCAGUUUCCCACAAAUGACCCCCGCGUUGCGGAUCAGUGCAUCCCCUUCUUCCGCUCAGCCCCAGCUUGUGGUUCUGGAAACACAGGCUACAUCUUUGGUGCAAGCAAUGUCCGUCAGCAGAUAAACUCUCUCACGGCUUACAUUGAUGCGGGUCAGGUGUACGGUGAAGAGGAUAUCAAAGCUCGCUUCCUACGCGACCUCACCUCAGAUAAGGGCCUGUUGAGGGUCAACACACAGUUCGAUGACAACGGCCGGGAGUACCUGCCCUUCGCCAGCUCGGCGACCAACGUAUGUGCCACCCGGGCACGCAUUACUAAUGUCCCAAAUGCACAGGAGGUGCCCUGCUUUGUGGGUGGUGACGUACGCACCAAUGAGAACCCUGCUCUGACCUCUUUGCACACACUGUUUGUGCGUGAGCACAACCGUCUGGCACGUGCUCUGGCCAAUCUCAAUCCUCACUGGGACGGAGAGAGACUCUACCAGGAAGCACGCAAGAUCAUGGGAGGAUAUAUGCAGGUUAUCACUUUCAGAGACUACUUGCUUCACAUUGUUGGUCCAGACAUUCUUGCCAAGCAGCUGUCCACCUACCCUGGUUAUGAUAAAAACGUGGACCCAAGCAUCUCCAAUGUGUUCGCCACCGCUGCCUACCGAUUCGCUCACCUGAUGAUUCAGCCAUACGUUUUUCGUCUUAAUGAGCAAUACCAGGAACACCCUUUGUACCCCAGCCCACUGCUGCACAAAUCCUUCUUCGCACCAUGGAGGGUCGUCUUUGAAGGUGGUUUGGACCCAAUCAUCAGGGGCCUGGUGGGCAGUAAGGCCAAGCUGAACACGCAGGAUCACAUGAUGUCUGAUGAGCUGAGGGACAGGCUGUUCAAAUUUUUCGCUAAGUUGUCGAUGGAUCUGGCUUCCCUCAACAUGCAGAGAGGCAGAGACCAUGGAUUACCUGGCUACAACAAAUGGCGUGGGUUCUGUGGGCUGUCACAGCCACGAAAUCAGGCAGAGCUGGCUCAGGUGCUGAACAACACCAAUCUGGCCCAGAAACUGCUGGAUCUCUACAAAACACCUGACAACAUCGAUGUGUGGCUAGGAGGAGUGGCUGAGCCCUUUGUCCCAGGAGGACGAGUAGGACCCUUGUUUGCAUGCUUGAUUUCCACUCAGUUCCAGAGAAUCCGCCAGGGAGACCGACUUUGGUGGGAGACUCCGGGAUUCUUCACUAAGGCCCAGAGAAAGUCUCUGAAGGACGUAUCACUGGCCCGCAUCAUCUGUGACAACACUGGUAUCACGGAUGUACCAGAGAAGCCCUUUGAGUAUCAGCCCAGGCCAAAGAAGGGUUACACUAAAUGUUCUUCCAUCCCUGCCUUUGACCAGCCAUGGAAGGAGACUAUUGGGUAGGAAUCCUCACUGCAGCGGCCUCACUAAAGACAUCUCAGAACAUCUGAUUUUUGCGUGACCUUUCUUCAUGUUCCUGCUGACCUGCUUGCUUUGUUGUGUGUAAUGAAAUUACUUUUACCCAUAUUUUCAAUAAAUUUCUUUAACAGCUGGAAUUAAUUGUGAUUGCUAUGAGUGCUUAAUGUUGAAAUGGAAUAUUUUCUAAGUUCCUUUGAUUUGAUUUGAUUUGUUUCACUCUUAAAAAUUAAAUUUUAAUGAUUGCAUAACAGGGCAUGAAUUUUUCAAAAAAGAAAUAUGUGGAUUAUAGUCUUGUUUUUCUUAAAAGUUGACAAUUUACAUCUCAUCAAAUGAAAGUUAUUCAAACAA